AGAUACACCAAGUACUUAUUUCGAAGGAUCGUAUAUUGAUAAACGGUUGUUAUAAAGUUAACUGCUCCAGGAAUUGAAGAUACACCAAGGAGUGGACGAGUUAACGAGGGGGCGAGAACGAGCGGUACAAGUCAUAAAUGAAUAAUAAUGAUAACAAAAACAACGAUAAUAUUUAAUCCAUGAAAUAAAACAAACAACACAUCAACACACACACACACACACACAUUGUCAUCGAUAUAUCUCAGUGCGCAUACCUGUCCCAUCACCACGAGUGCAUUGUGUUUAGUGGUCACCUGCGAUAAUUAGGACAGCGACGCGCGCACGGUCACGUGACGCACCUAUUACUGAGGGUGGCCGCGGGCACAGGAGGAGAGUGCUCUUCCUUGCCUUCAUUCCACUCUGUGACGCAUUCACUGACUGUGCGUGAGCGUGGCGGGGUGCAGAGGUGCGUGAAGGAGUGUUGCAUCACCUGUAGCAGCUUCAUAUUACUAAGAAUGCCGAACAACUCCCGACAUGGUAAAAGGGGCAAGAUGACUUGGUAAAAGGGGCAAGCAGUCUUCCUCUUCCGUUUUUGCCAAAUCAUCAUCCUCCUCCUCUUCCUCCUCCAAGACCAAAGGAGGAGGGGGAAAACAAGUCAAAGGAGGAAAGAAUUCGGGAACGGUAGGAGGUGCAGGGGUGUCAUCUGCUGCAAGAGAGAGAGAGAGAGAGAGAGAGAGAGAGAGCAUGCGUACAAAAAAAUUCUACUUCUACAACGGGUGGAGCAGGGACAUCUGGCAACACUGCAGCAUCCUCCUCCUCCUCCUGCACCUCUUCCUCUGGCUCCAAAGUUCGAUUUGUGGGCCAACCCAGUUCGGAGCAUGUAAUGACGGUGCUGGAGCUCCCCGAGGAUCCUGACUACUCCUUGAAGAAAUCUAUUGAUGCCUCAGUGAACGAGGUUGUUAACGUCGCUAAGCUGCUGCUAACGGCCACGGAUGAGGUGAGAUCUACUGGUGCCUCCGUGAACGGGGUUGUUAACGUCGCUGAGCUGCUGCUAACGGCCACGGAUGAGGUACGGAAGCUGAUCCUUAACGAGUGCGACAUGGUCCUGCAGUGCAAGGUGUGCAAAAAUUUGUUCAGCUCGGUCGAUAAUUCCUUGAUGCACAAACGAAUUUACUGCCAGGAAGAGUUUGCUGAUCGGACACUUCUUCACCGCGCAACACCCGCUUCGCAACACCCGAGACUCUUUCUGUACACCAGCGUUCCCAUCACGGCCCCAUGAGUUGGAUAUCCACCUGUCCCAUCCGCCAGGCCUCCUUUGUCACCACGUUGGCCGUGACUGAGCAGCUGAAGAAAUGUUAGUAUUUUUGCUUCUACUGCCGCUGAUGCUGCUGGGGUGGGCGUGCGGGUGCUAGUGGUGGUGUAGCUAGUGUUGUUGCUUCUGUUGGUGUUUGAAGGGUUGUGUAGAGAGGGUUGUAGUGAAGUUACAGUACUUUUUGUCAGGGUCUAAGAGUUACGAUUUUUCUACAACUGUUAUUGCUAUUAUUGUGUUUAACGCGUUAGUGGAAGUUACUUGGGGUUUCAACUUACGCGGUGAAGAAGUGUCUGAUCAGCAAACUCUUCCUGGCAGUAAAUUCGUUUGUGCGUCAAGAAAUUAUCGACCGAGCUGAACAAAUUUUUGCACACCUUGCACUGCAGGACCAUGUCGCACUCGUUAAGGAU
Messenger RNA from Scylla paramamosain (green mud crab), 1698 nucleotides. RefSeq lists its product as uncharacterized. Lineage: Eukaryota; Metazoa; Arthropoda; Malacostraca; Decapoda; Portunidae. Bases 863 to 1258 code for a protein of 131 amino acids. The transcript is spliced from 5 exons. The record is from RefSeq and is a predicted model, not a curated record.